AGACAGAGCAAAAAAAACUCAUCAACUGCGGGGCCCACAAAAAACAGAAAACUGAGAAGCUCGAUUUUAUUUAAAAAACCAUGAAUCGAUACAGCAAGAAGGAGAUCACGUCGUUGGAGUUAGUUUCUCAGUUAAGAUCACGCAGGAUGUCCACUAAUCUAACACACGAAGGAAACUGCAGUGUCGACUGCAGCGACGAUCUUUAUGUUAAUCUUUACGAUGUACCAAACUUGGAAGAAAUAGCAUCGUAUGAAGUAGCUCGAGGAAUAUACUGCAGUGGUUUGGAGAAGUUCCAUCUUGAUAAUGCGCAAGAUAGUUCUCGUCAAUACCGUUCUGUACAGCUGAUGAAGGAUUUGCAUGUGCCUAGGUGCAUUAAAGAAACACUCCAAAAUGACCUACAGGAAGUUGACCGAAGUAUUAAACGAUGGGCAGAACAUUUUUUAUUUUACAUGGAAUUUCCCAAGAAAUUUUCCAAGUAUCAUUAUGAAAUUCCUUGCAUUGAUCCGAAUUGGUUGGUUUGGUCGACGAAUCGUGAAAUCAACUGUAUAAAAACCGCCAAAAACAUGCUACAAGUAGACUGUUUGACAAAUGUGCACAAAUUUAUCAUUAUGAGCGCCUAUUGCAUGGAAGACGAAAUGAAUAAGUUUUCGUUGCAUUCGCUUCCGGCAGAAUUUUACGCAAAUGUGACCCGUUCCAACGGCUGGGUGUUUUUCUAUUGGAUUUGUUACCUUAGAAAUGAACUGUGUGUAGUGACAGGAAUCCGCGCCAUGGCAGAGAAUUUCAAUAUUCGUGAUCGGUUCAUCAACGAAUACUUUUGGAGCUUUUUAGAUGACGGUAAGCAGGUAGCAGUUGCCAUAAAAUGGAUUCUUCUAGCUUACCAAAGCGAAGAAAAACAGAAAUAUGGCCGAUAUUACGUCACUUGCACUAACGCACUUUUUGGGCAAAUAAUUUCUAAAAUGACUUACAAUCAGCGACAACAUUUGUUUGCGUCUGAUAUGGGAAUAUUUUUUUCCCUCGUGUGUUCCAAUUCUCCGCGACAUGUGCUUUGCAUUUGGAGACGUUCUAAAAAUGACGUCACAGUGAGAACGUUUUCUAUGAUUAUCGGUGAGCUAUUGUUUCGAAGUAAACAUAAUCCUGCAUUGAUGUCUUCAUUGACUGAGAUUUGGGAUACUGCUUCUAAUUAUCAAAGAAAUUUCCUGAUUCACUGCCGAUCCCAGGUGUGCUCAUGCAUUGACUUUUGUCUUCGCAACCCCAACCUUCUAGAAUUUGUGAGCAAAUUACUUCAUAAUUUCUCUUCAAAUAGGAGAAAAAGACUAAUUUUCAAGGCAGCUGAAAGUCCUCGUUUUCACGAAUGUAGUUCUGAAUCGUUCAACUUUCUAGUGAACUCAUUUUUGCCGCGCUUCGAGGACCAAUUGGCGCUGAAAAAAAUCGUAAUGCAGUCCCACUAUUUCAAAGAAUAUUUACACCGUUCGUUCAUCCAUGAUCAAGAGUAUGAAAAAUUCAUUAAAAAAAUAAAAUUUUAUUGUUCUUAUGAUACAAGGGCAGUUCAAGUAUUCGUAAAAGAGUUCCUGCAAAAUGAAUUAACAGAACACUCUUCUGAAAUUGAUCUGAUUUGCAACUUCAAUAGAUGGAAUAAAUUCAGCGAAUUUAUCGACGAAAUUUUUGAAAACGAUUUUACCUCAGGAUUGGAGGUGAAGCGAAAGUUCGUAGUAAAAAUGAUGGUCCCCUCUGUCGUCCAAAACUUAGGCCGUUUAGAUCGUUUCCAUGAUUGCGGGAAAGUUAUUGAGAUGGUAUUCGUAGGCGAAGAGUUGAAAAAAGUGAAACGUUCGUUCAGCUUCUUUUGCUGUGUCAAGCUCAUUAUUUUUAAGGUAGGAAUCGGUGUUCCCAUAGCCAUUUCACAAUUUCUUACCUAUGGACUCCGAAAAUCCGCCAAAAUCCGCUAGAUUUUCUCGUUGGACGUAAAUUAGAGAGUAUGUACUAUGGAAUCAAAAUCCGCUAGAUUUCUUGCCAGACUCAUGGACGUUGAGACGUUGAUUUGCUACAGUAUACUUAAUUCGUUAUAGGUACGUUUUUAAAAACUUGUCAAUAAUUUUAAUUCAAUUUGACUUUCAAUGUAUAAGCAUAAUAUUUUGUUCAAUUUAUUGUUACUGAAAGAAGA
Planococcus citri (citrus mealybug) is the source of this 2158-nucleotide messenger RNA. RefSeq lists its product as uncharacterized. The record is from RefSeq and is a predicted model, not a curated record. NCBI's taxonomy places the organism in Eukaryota, Metazoa, Arthropoda, Insecta, Hemiptera, Pseudococcidae. Bases 81 to 1943 code for a protein of 620 amino acids. The transcript is spliced from 2 exons.